AUGUGCAAAUCAUGCAGGUUUCCUGGGGUUGCUCCUCAAGAAGUCCGACAUGAUAAGCCUACUUCGUUCUCAGCAUCAAAAGACGACCCGGCAAAAGAACAAGUCAUCAACACUCCUCCAACGACUUUCCAGUCUUGGUUAUUUGGUGUACUCAGCGGAGGCCAGGAUUCCUGGAUCAUGAACUACAUGAACUCGGAAUUCUAUGACAUGGCCCGAAAUGCCAUCAAAGAGCGCACUGGAGGUCGAGAUGUCCAGAUCCUGAUCAUGACAUGUGCCGCUCUCAAUGCUGCUCGUGUACAGCUUCCAGUCAUACUAAGCGCGCUUUUGAAUCAGGUAAAGCCACAGGUCACUAGUUCUAUUACCAUCAGUGGUUAUGACAGCGUACUUUGUGGCGGGUUGCUGACUCUAGCGCGCGAAAAGGCUGAAGAAAGUCGGAAGCUUCGACGCUUUCGCGGAGAGCAUCAACUCCGUGCGGUCACAGGCGAGCUUUCGCUUGUUGCUGGAAAGACAGAAGGCUGGUUUUUGCACAAAGGCAGGCAGUUCAUGCUCGAGAUUCAGCGAUCUGGCACUGCGGACAAAUCAGAGCUCGAACGGUUGCGCACUAAUGACUUCUUCACGAGCCUUCCCGAUCCCACAGGAUCCAUCACCGUUCGAUGUUGGGGACACAGUCGACAGCCUAUCACAGAGCUGUUUGAGGAUGUCCAAAAACAGGUUUUGGAAAGCACAAAAUUGACCGUAGUCGAAAUGGGAGCGCAUGGAGACAAGAAGUCCCAGCGCAACAAGCGUCCUCUUUCCUCUAUAGAUCUUGACCCAAAGAUGAUGCAGGACAUUACUCAAGACAUAGAGAUGUUCUUCCAUAAAGACUCCCAAGCUUGGUAUGAGAACAGCGGUCGGCCCUACCGACAUGGUUACCUUUUCGCAGGCCCACCAGGUACUGGUAAAUCGUCGCUGUUGGCUGGGAUUGCCUCGCACAUGAAUGUGCCCCUGUAUAUCAUCAACUUACAAGGUAUGGAUGACUAUGAUCUAAGGGCAGCUUUUAGUCGAGUCCCUUUCCGGAGCUGCAUUGGCCUUGAGGACAUCGAUUGCGUCGGUGUCGAUGUUGGUAACCGAGGCGCACAAAUUUCAGAUACGCAACUCCAGACCAAGUCUCAGUCGUCAGGUUCUGGGGACACUGAAGAGAAGCCCGAAAUGAAUGCACUGGAGAACAUGCUGGCACAAUUCAUGGAAAAACAAAGUGUCGCAAACUACAGGGUGCUCGACCAAGUCAAAGCUAUAAAGGCGGCUACUCUGGAAGUCCUAGGUGAGCCUGAAGACUUCGCUAACGCGACCGAUCCAAAGAAUACAACGAAGCCCUCUGAAACCACGGAUUUCACACCCAAAUCAGUAACCCUUUCGGGCUUGCUUAAUGUCAUUGAUGGUGUCAAUGCCACCGAAGGGAGAAUAAUCAUCAUGACAACAAACCAUCCAGAAAAGCUUGAUCCAGCACUGUAUCGCGCUGGUCGUGUUGAGCGCAAGUUCGACAUCUCUUACGCAAGCAAAGCCAGCUCAAUCAUGACCUUCAAGCGCCUCUUCGACAACGACGUCUGCAAACGAUACACCUCAGAGGCUAUCCAUCGUUUUGCUUUAGCCUUUCAGGCCCAGUUCCCGAGCAAGUCCCGCAUCACUACUGCGGAGCUUGCCAAAUACUGCGGUCAGUAUCGUGGAAGACCGGAUAUUGCUGUCCGCGAAUUUGCUGACUGGUUACAACGUGGGGCGGAGAAGUUCUCAUGUCCUGUUGACUACGCUAAUCUGAUUGAUGAGGAGGGUAUCUACAACGUUCCAGAGUCCUUUGAUGAUGGGCUCCUACAGAUUAGCGCACAUGAUCUGGUUGAUCCUGUUGCGGCUGUAGCAUCAGGCAUCGAGGUUGCUGACGGGGUACAAGGAAAUGACCGAAAGUCGGGAUUCUGGAACCCUUUCAAAGCUAUCAAUACUUUGCUUUUGGACUCUGGAAACCACACUGACCUUGAGUCUGUUGAGGCUUCACUAGCAGGCGUCGCCUAUACAGAGCAUACUAUCGAGCUUCCAGCUGACCCAUUGCAUACCCGAUCACUCCUAGAGCUACCGCACACCGACACUGAAACAUGUCAUAUCGGAGAGCCCUUCCCGGAGCCCCUCGCGUUCGGUAUAACAUUCGACCCUCUAGAUCUGUCGCUUGACGGUCGGAACGCACAAAUCUCCGAAAACCGCAUCGGCCCUGGUCUCGCGACGCCACCGCUGGGAUACUCGUCGGCACUUUGCCCCUCACCAAUAUACGACUUAUCUCCAGAGUACGAAGACAGUGAGUGUAGUGAUGAUACUGAGCCUCUGCUCAAGAGCUAUGUCUCGACUGUUGAGGCUUCCUCAGUUUCGUCAAACGAGUCGGCCUGGGAUGAGGCGCAUCAUAAUCAGGCUAGUCCUAUUCGCUCGGUGGCCUCAGUUAAGUUCUCGGAGCCAGGGAAAUUGGCGCUAGCAUCGCCUCGCCCCAUCGUUACAGACUCCCUUGCGUCUGAACACGAGCGCCAUGAUUCUGCUGUCGAAGACUCUGAUACUGACGAGUUCGACACUGCAGAAGAGUAG
This is a messenger RNA of Alternaria ventricosa, 2595 nucleotides long. RefSeq lists its product as uncharacterized. NCBI's taxonomy places the organism in Eukaryota, Fungi, Ascomycota, Dothideomycetes, Pleosporales, Pleosporaceae. Bases 1 to 2595 code for a protein of 864 amino acids. Gene Ontology annotation, molecular function: ATP hydrolysis activity; ATP binding. The record is from RefSeq and is a predicted model, not a curated record. The transcript has a single exon.